This is a messenger RNA of Sphaerulina musiva SO2202, 3073 nucleotides long. RefSeq names its product peroxisomal multifunctional enzyme type 2. The record is from RefSeq and is a predicted model, not a curated record. Bases 144 to 2867 code for a protein of 907 amino acids. The transcript is spliced from 3 exons. Lineage: Eukaryota; Fungi; Ascomycota; Dothideomycetes; Mycosphaerellales; Mycosphaerellaceae.
ACCUCCUCCACCUCCAUCUACACCUCCCUUCCUCCCUCCCUGACACCUACAUACCUGACCUUUCUUCUUCUCUUUUCAUACGACACCUUGUCGCUUCAUCACCCUCUCUAUCUUUUUCCUGGCACAUUGCACCACCCGCCAAGAUGGGCGAACAACUAAGAUGGGACGGCCAGACUGUCGUCAUCACCGGAGCUGGUGGAGGUCUGGGACGGGCAUAUGCCGUCUUCUUCGGUAGCAGAGGAGCAAACGUUGUGGUCAACGAUCUCGGUGGUAGCUUCAAGGGCGAAGGUGCCAGCCAGACAGCGGCACAAAAGGUGGUGGACGAGAUCAAGCAGGCUGGAGGAAACGCCGUGGCGAACUACGACUCUGUCGAGAAUGGCGAGAAGAUCAUCCAGACAGCAAUUGAUACCUACGGGCGCAUCGAUGUGUUGGUCAACAAUGCUGGCAUUCUCCGCGAUGUCAGCUUCAAGAACAUGAAGGAUGAGGACUGGGAUCUGAUUAUGAAGGUACACGUACUGGGUGCCUACAAGUGUGCACGAGCUGCAUGGCCCCAUUUCAGGAAGCAGAAGUACGGCAGAGUCAUCAACACAGCAUCUGCCGCUGGCCUGUUUGGCAGCUUUGGCCAGUGCAACUACAGCGCCGCCAAGCUCUCACAAGUCGGCUUCACCGAGACAUUGGCCAAGGAGGGUGCCAGGUAUGGCAUCAUUGCGAACUGCAUUGCACCCAUCGCUGCCUCCCGCAUGACUGCAACCGUGAUGCCUAAGGAGGUUCUGGACCUUCUCAAACCUGAUUGGAUCGUACCCGUCGUGGCAGCCUUGACACACAAGGAUACUCCAGCGGAAGAGAACGGCGGCAUCUUUGAAAUCGGAGGUGGCCACGUUGCAAAAUACAGAUGGGAGCGCUCCAAUGGUGCCCUUCUCCGUGCCGACGAGAGCUUCACUCCAGGUGCACUUCUUGCCAAGUGGAAGGACAUUGAGGACUGGACCAACCCGCAGUACCCAACUGGCGUCAAUGACUUCAUGACUCUUCUGGAGGAGGGUCUGAAGAUGAAGCCCAGCCCCAAAACACAAGAACUCGACUUCAAGGGCAAAGUCGCUGUGGUGACGGGUGGUGGUGCUGGUCUUGGUCGUGCGUACUGCUUGACAUUUGCCAAGUAUGGCGCAGCUGUCGUCGUCAACGAUCUGGCCGACCCCGAACCAGUGGUGCAAGAGAUCCAGAAGCUCGGUGGCAAGGCUGUCGGCGUGAAGUGCAGUGCUGAAGAUGGUGACAAGGUCGUGAAGGCUGCCAUUGACACGUUUGGCAGAAUCGAUAUCCUCAUCAAUAAUGCUGGCAUUCUCCGCGACAAGGCAUUCCACAACAUGGAGGACAAGAUGUUCCAGCAAGUCUUGGAUGUUCACCUUCGCGGCACAUACAAGACUUCCAAGGCCGCCUGGCCUUAUAUGCUGAAGCAGAAGUACGGUCGCAUCGUGAACACCACCUCGACUUCUGGUAUCUAUGGCAACUUUGGACAGGCCAAUUACGCAGCUGCAAAGUGCGGUAUUCUCGGCUUCUCGCGCGCUCUUGCUCGCGAGGGUAAGAAGUACAACAUCUUUGUCAACACCAUCGCACCUAAUGCUGGAACCAACAUGACCCGCACGAUUAUGCCCGAGGAGAUGGUUCAGGCUCAGAAGCCAGACUACGUGGUCCCCAUCGUUGCCAUCAUGUGCUCCGACAAGAUGCCCAGUGAGCCCACGGGACGUGUGUUCGAGAGUGGAUGUGGUUGGGCGGGCGAGACCAGGUGGCAACGCACUGGCGGCGCUCAGUUCCCCGUCGAUGUUCCACUAACCCCGGAGGCUGUCAAGGCAUCAUGGGACAAGAUUGCCAACUUUGAUGAUGGCCGUGCUGAUCACCCACACGACGUCUCCUUCGCAAACGAGAAGAUCAUGGGCAACUCCGAGAACAGGUCGAACAAAGGUGGGAACAAGUCUGAGUCAUCUGACGGCAACGAAUACCUCGCCGCAAUUGAAGAAGCUAAGAAGCUGCAGGCCGAAGGAACGGAGUUCGUCUAUGAUGAACGCGACGUGAUUCUCUACAACCUUGGUAUUGGAGCCAAACGCACUGAACUUCCAUUCGUCUUCGAAGGCCAUGAUAACUUCCAAGUCAUUCCCACAUUUGGAGUCAUUCCGCCCUUUAACGCUCAAGCCCCAUACGACAUGACCUCGCUCGUCCCCAACUUCGACUUCCGACAACUCCUCCACGGAGAACAGUACCUCGAGAUCCGCCAAUUCCCAAUCCCUACUGAGGCCACCCUCGUUGCAUCGCCACACCUGGUUGAAGUGCAAGACAAGGGCAAGUCGGCCGUGAUCGUAUCAGGCAGCAUUACAAAAGACAAGAACACUGGAAAAGAAAUUUUCUACAACGAGGCUACGGUUUUCAUCCGCAAAGCUGGUGGCUUUGGUGGGAAAAAGCAAGGUUCUGACCGAGGUCCGGCGACGAAAGUCCACACCCCUCCAAAGCGACAACCUGAUGCCGUGGUGGAAGAGAAAACUUCGGAAGACUUGGCUGCCAUCUACCGCCUCUCUGGGGACAGGAAUCCCCUCCACAUCGACCCCGACUUUGCCAAAGUGGGAGGAUUUGAUGUUCCCAUCCUGCAUGGUCUUUGCUCGUUCGGUAUUGCUGGCAAGGCCAUUCUGCAGACUUUUGGAGAGUUCCAAAACAUCAAAGUCCGUUUCGCCGGGGUUGUCUUGCCAGGUCAGACCUUGGUGACCGAGAUGUGGAAAGAGGGUCGAUGGAUCAUCUUCCAAGUCAAGGUCAAGGAGACUGGGAAGUUGGCCAUCUCUGGUGCUGGCGCGGAGCUGAGAGCGGAUAGUCAGAAGGCGAAGUUGUGAAGAGAUGACUGGAGACGACUCUCGAAGGGAAGUGUGUAGAAAAGUAAAGAUACCCAGAAUGUAGAGAUAUCAGAUCUGAUGCCACGACAGAAUGGCGAAUUAAGAACGGGAAAGCUUCACUGUAAACCAGAGGUAUCUAGGUGGUAGUAGUAGUAUGGCACCUGUGUUAUGAUUCAUGAAAUGACAAAGCUCGAGUUAGAGGUCAG